AUGAAUAACGGAUCUGAUAACGUUCACCAAGGUGCGUCUUCCAGCCAGACUCGCAGAAGGCUGGACCUAGGGGAGGAGGAGGAACUAAUCCAAAUCCCAAACUGCGAUAUGGGGAGAGCGGCGGAAAAGUUCAAAAAUACCCUAAUCGGUAGAAUGUUUCACAAGGAAGGCAGAAGCAUGGAUGCGAUAAUCGGCAUGCUCCCAAAACCGAAGAUCUGGGAUGUUGAGGGAAGAGUCCACGGUAUCAAUCUAAGGAACGGACAAUUCCAGUUUAACUUUGAUAAUGAAGAGGACAUGGCAAAGGUGCUUAGGAAACGACCCUAG
Microthlaspi erraticum is the source of this 324-nucleotide messenger RNA. The record is from the annotation of a GenBank genome assembly. NCBI's taxonomy places the organism in Eukaryota, Viridiplantae, Streptophyta, Magnoliopsida, Brassicales, Brassicaceae.